Molecule: messenger RNA, 2118 nt
Organism: Mangifera indica (mango)
Lineage: Eukaryota; Viridiplantae; Streptophyta; Magnoliopsida; Sapindales; Anacardiaceae
Product: protein SOSEKI 5-like
Exons: 4
Coding region: 180-1520 (446 amino acids)
Source: RefSeq, a predicted model, not a curated record
UCCAAACUUGGACACAAGUCUUUUUGUUGGGUAGUUGUUGUCUGCGCAUCCCUAUUCUGAAUCCUUUUCUCCGUUAACAUUCGCCUUCGUUUUCUCUUCCUAUACGUUCCAAACUACGUUUUUCCCUCUUCCUCUCUUCCUCUGCCAGACCCACUUAAUCACCGUUUUCAUAGGGAGAAAUGGAAGUCAGCUCGAGAGGCUCCAAUACGACAGAGUUUCUCGUAUCAAGAAAAUGGAAAGGGAGAGAUCAGCAGCAGCACACUAGUCCCCAGAGAACCAAAGUCUGGAUUGGGCCUAACAUUAAUAAGAACAACGCCACUGGUAGCUGUAGCGAGAGAAAAGUCCCUGUAAUUUACUAUCUGUCUCGAAAUGGCCAGCUUGAGCACCCUCAUUUCAUGGACGUUCCUCUCUCUUCUCAGGAAGGUCUCUAUCUCAGAGAUGUAAUCAACCGCUUAAACGUCCUCCGAGGCAAAGGCAUGGCUAGGUUGUACACCUGGUCCUGCAAACGGAGCUACAAAAACGGCUUCGUUUGGCACGACUUGUCAGAGAACGACUUGAUUCACCCGGCUCACGGCCAAGAAUACGUUCUCAAAGGAUCAGAGCUUCUCGAUCCUUCUUCGAUAAACUCCAACCCUUUCGAAACAGCGUCGUCGUCGUCGUUUCGAGCGCUGAAGUCAGCAGACGAGUCGUUAGAGUUUCCCGCGAUUACCCGUAGGAGAAACCAAUCUUGGAGUUCUAUUGAUUUAAAUGAGUAUAUAGUUUAUAAGACUGAGCCGAACUCCGAGUCGUUCCGGAGAGUCGCUGCUGAUGCGUCGACUCAAACGGAUGAUAAAAGACGGCGAAGACGACCAGUCAAAGUUGAAGUUGACGACAAAGGUCAAAGCCAAAGUCAAGAAUAUUAUAAGAAACAAAGCACGGAGCUCAACAGGGAAGAAAUUUCACCUCCGCCAUCCGAUUCAAGUCCUGAAACCUUAGAAUCUUUGAUAAAAGCUGACGGACGGCUGAUAUUGUGUUCCGGUAAGGGCAAUGACGCUAACUUGAACCGAACGGAGGAUAAUUAUCCAAGUGGAAGAAUGAAGGCGUCGACGGUUCUGAUGCAGUUGAUAUCCUGCGGCGCAAUCUCUUUUAAGGACUGUGGACUCAGCCAUGUAAAAGAUGAAGGAUUCUCGUUGAUUGGGCAUUACAAGGGAAGGCUACCACGUGGAUCAGGGGAAAAGAAGGAGACGGGGACAGAAAAGGAAAUUUGUAAUACUCCGAGGGUAAGAUUGGAAGAUAAGGAGUACUUCAGUGGGAGCUUGAUUGAGACAAACAAGAAAGAGGACGACGUUCCUCCAGCUUUGAAAAGAUCCAAUUCUUACGACGCAGAUCGCAGAAGCUCGCAGUUGCAUUUGGCGGAGAAAGAGACAGAGGGAGUACGUGCAAAAUGCUUACCAAGGAAGCCAAAAAGACUGCCAACCAAAAGAGAAAACACCAUUGACGGCUGUGGAGCUCAACACGGGAACGAAAGACUCCAAGUCUAACAAUUAACCCACGUCAACUAUACCGAGUUAUGUGAAAUAUAAAUGCAAAAAAGGUUUUUUAAAAAAAAAAUAAAAGGAAAGGGUUUCGAGAAACACGGGCGAAAUGUAAGGUAGUAGGUCGCAGGAAACGGCACGUUGGGCUCACACAAUGAGAAGGAAGAAAAGCAAAGGUUUGGAGGAAUCCUAUAAAUCUAUUUUGGUGAAGUUUGGGAUUUUGUCUAUUUCAGCUUGGAGGUUUGGGCUGGGUCAGCAUAGUUUGUUGUUGGGUGUUAGUGGGGAAUGAGUUUGAUCCAGUAUUUGUUAUUUGAUGCUAACCCCACAACCUUUUUAAAGCCCUUCUUUUGACUAAGUUUUGUCUUCAAGUAUGCACAUGAGUCACGAGGAAGAAAGCUAAUUUGACUCGAAUAUGGAGAUUGAAGAGGUCGAGGCUCUCAAUCUCCGAGAAAUUUGGUGUAGCCUGGAAAUCUGAACUUUGGAACUCAGCCACAAAUUCUGAUAUAUUGAAGCAAUUGAUGUACCUUCAUUCCUCACCGUGCUUGUAAUUUAGGUUCUGACUUUGUUAUUUAGCAAAAUAAUAUUCGAUGUAUUUUGUUCUCCA